Messenger RNA from Thlaspi arvense, 1563 nucleotides. NCBI's taxonomy places the organism in Eukaryota, Viridiplantae, Streptophyta, Magnoliopsida, Brassicales, Brassicaceae. The record is from the annotation of a GenBank genome assembly.
AUGGAUUUCGCAUCUUCUUCACUGUUCAAUGUAAAUUUUGCCUAUGAAGAUGAACUGGAUUUUUCGUGUUUGAUAUCUCCUUCGACGUUUAUAUCAUUCCAAGAACCUAAUCCAUCGAAUCCCAUCAUUCAUUGUGCCGGUACAGAAAACGAUGGAAGACAAAGAAUUCGCGAGACGACCAUGACAGAUGAAAUCACAAAAGAAAAUGUUGAGCCGAAGAACAAGAGAGCGAAACAUAGAGAGAUUGAGAGACAAAGAAGGCAAGAAGUCACGUCUCUUUUUCAGAAUCUAAGAAAUAUAUUGCCAUUUCACUACAUUAAGGGUAAACGGUCUUCGUCAGAUCACGUUCAAGAAGCUGUGAAUUACAUCAAAGACUUACAAAAGAAGAUCAAAGAGGUCAGCGAGAAAAGAGAUCGAAUCAAGAGAUCUAUUACUCAUCCAUCUUCAACUGGAGAAUGUCCUAUAAGAUCAUCAGCAUCAUCAUAUUGUUCAUGUGUUGGAGACACACACAUCGAUGUUAAGAGAGUCCUUAUAAAGAGAGUCAAGCGACUGCUACUCAACAACAGUCGUCUCAGAUUAGAAGAAGUCUCAAUGGCGGAAUCUUCGGCUCCUCCGCUCAUCCUCGUUCACCGGCCGCCGUCGUUGGAUUAUUUGGACGAGCGUCUGAGUCGUCACUUCCAGAUUCUCAACACUCACGCCUCGUCACCGGACCCACUCCCGGUCUUCCUCUCCCGUCACGCCUCCUCCAUCAGAGCCUUCGUCAACAUCGGCAGGCUUCCGAUUGACGCCGAGCUCCUCUCCCACCUGCCUUCCCUCCAGCUACUCGUCUGCACCAGCGUCGGCACCGAUCACGUCGAUCUCGCCGAGUGCAAGCGUCUCGGCAUCGCCGUCACGAACGCUGGCGACGCGUUCUCGGAAGACGUGGCGGAUUGCGCCGUCGGCUUGCUGAUCAACGUCCUCCGUCGUAUUCCGGCCGCCGAUCGAUUCGUCCGGUCCGGUAACUGGGCGAAAUCGAGGGAUUUCCAAUUAGGGACCAAGGUAAGCGGAAAGCGAGUUGGGAUAGUUGGAUUGGGUAGCAUCGGAUCCCUAAUCGCCAAAAGACUCGAGCCCUUUCGCUGCAUCAUCUCUUACAACUCAAGAAGUCAUAAACCGAGCAUCCCAUACCGGUACUACCCGGACAUUCUCUCCUUAGCGGCCAACAACGACGUCCUCGUCCUCUGCUGCGCUCUGACGGAUCAAACGCGCCAGAUUGUGAACCGAGAAGUGAUGGAGUCGCUUGGGAAGGGCGGGGUGAUAAUCAACGUGGGACGAGGAGGACUGAUUGAUGAGAAGGAGAUGGUGAAGUGUCUGGUCGAAGGAGUGAUCGGUGGUGCCGGUUUAGAUGUGUUUGGGAACGAACCGGAAGUUCCUGAGGAGUUGUUUGGCUUGGACAAUGUUGUGUUGUCUCCGCAUGCUGCUGUGGCCACGCCAGGGUCUUUGGACAAUGUCACGGAGGUUGCUCUGGCUAACCUGAAAGCGUUUUUCUCGAACCAGCCUUUGAUUUCCCCGGUUCGGUUGGACUGA